AUGAAUAAAAUAUUGUUUCUGUUUUUAUUGGGAUUUGUGGGAAGUUUGGCUGAUUCAAGGAUUUUAUCACGACGACGGCGUUACGUCGCUUUUCCGGAAGGUUCAAGUUUCUCGUGUGCUGGAUGUAUGACGGUAGGAGUGAUAGGACAACCCGCACCAACAUCUUCACCAGGAAUAUUCACAUUUGGUUUGAAUUGGGGCAUAGCCUAUGAACUGCCAAACGUUACAGAAACUGCAUAUGCAUACAGAGCUAAGAAGAGGCCCAUUGCGCAGCGCAGGAGUCGGAGACAGUUGUAUGAAAAGCUUGAGCUUAUAAUGGAUAAUAUGGGUUAUAAUGGAAGGGAGUGUAUCUUGAAGACCCUCUGUGAGACCACUCAACGCAUCGUGCCCCAUGGAAACAAUAUGCUUGAGGAGAUAUUCAGGACUAUAUUUUCGCUUCCAAUGACAAAGGUUUUACCGAUAGAGCCUCUCGAACACACCAUUUACGACUCAGCCCAUCGCCUUGGAGUACUCUUGGACUCAUGUGAAAAUUUCAAAUGUCCGUUAUCUUUAGUUGAUUUGGCUAAAGGAUAUUACAAUGCUCCCGCGCCGACGGGUGAUACAUCAAAAAGUCCUUGGUCGCUAUUUAGUAGUUCUUUUAGCAAUUUCUUAUAA
Molecule: messenger RNA, 654 nt
Organism: Pieris brassicae (large cabbage white)
Lineage: Eukaryota; Metazoa; Arthropoda; Insecta; Lepidoptera; Pieridae
Exons: 4
Coding region: 1-654 (217 amino acids)
Source: RefSeq, a predicted model, not a curated record